UCAACACUACAGUUGCUAAACAGUGCCAAAACGGGGGUCGCUUAACUGCGGGUGUCUGCCUCUGUUCAGACGAUUGGAGUGGAACUACCUGCACUAAAUCAAAUUUCUGCCCUGAGCAAAAAGACAAAUACACCUUUCCAAAAACUCUCUUAGGCCAGUUUGCUUCCUCCAAAAACCUAUGUCAAUUAAACGAAAUAAACGCUGGGAUCCCCCAGGCAUCAGCCCUCUGUAACAUGACUAAUAACUCAUUUAAUUUUCCAAACAUUCUAAAGUGUGAUUUGACCUUGGACACCAUUAUUACAGAUGUUUCUGGAGCUUCUAUGCAAGACAUAAACAUGUUAGCCUCCAGUACCCAGAUGCUCACAUCCAUACCAGAACGACUGACACCCCACUACAUCACACAAGCAGCUGAGAUAGCCAACAACCUGCUCUCCACUAAAACCCCACAAACCAAGGACAUCACUAUGUCAGCAGUUGCAACUGUCAGUCAACUCCUGAGUGCAAGUCCCACAAAGUACUCUGAUGUCAACCCUAAGACCAUGGAAUAUCUAACAAAGUCUCUGCAGCAACUCUCUCUGCGAAAGGACCUAAAUAAUGUGUUGGUGCAGCCAAAUUUGGCAGUGCAGUCCAUCAAUGGGAAAGCAAAGAUCCGACAAGCACAGUUAACCUCUUUUAAAGGGGAGAGAGAUACCUUUAUACCUGACAGAAUAAAACUGGAUGUGACAGAGACUGAGAAUCUGCCUCAACACAUAAAAGACUUUGACCUUCAGAUGAAACUCAAAUUUAAUGAAGAUUUAAAUGAAGAUGUUGGAUUUGUCCUCUAUGAUAAUGAUCAGUUCUUCCAGUCACAAAGCUUUAAAUCAUCCCCAGAUACCAAGAGAAGGGUGAUCUCUGCUAACCUUCAAGAACAACAUGAAUUGGAGGUUGAGUUUACAAUCUCACAAUCGAUCGAUCCAACGAAGUCCCUCCACAACUUUGCAUGCGUGUUUUGGAGUUACUCCAAAAAAGAUUGGAGCGCAGAAGGCUGUGACAAAGCAGAGAUCACCUCAGGUCACCCAUCAUGCAACUGUAAACCUAACGAAAAAUAUGUAAACUUUGCCAUCCUAAUGACUUUCAGUGCAAACUAUCAAUAUUCUGAAGCCCUACACUGGAUCAGCAUCACUGGCUGUUCUCUUUCUGUAGUGGGUCUGGCUGUCACUGCAGUGUACCAAGUCAUGACCAGGAAGUCAAGAGGAGGGAGCCCUACUCUGCUUGUGGUGAAUGUCUGCUUGAGUAUGACGAUUUUCUACCUUCUCUUCAUCUUCGGCAUUAACAACCCUGAACAACAUACAAAGGAGAUACAGUUUUCUGAGCGGAAUAUUGUUCCUGAGUCAGAUCACUAUCAGGAUCCAGAUAAAGGUCCCUGCACAGCGGUUACAGCCCUUCUUCAGUACUUCAUGUUGGCCACAUUCACUUGGAAUACUCUAUAUGGCACAAACGUGUUCCUCCUCUUCAAAAACAAAGUAUCUGGAACGCCUACAUGGUUUCCAAAGGUCGCCUUUGCAGUUGGCUGGGGGUUUCCUGCUGUCAUUGUUGGUAUCUCACUGGGCUCCACCUACAGAGUGGAGAAACCUUUAGGUUAUCGACAAGAAGAGUUUUGUUGGCUGGCUUCCCUGGACCAGAAACACGAUUUUGAUAUGAGGAAACCCAUGUUCUGGGGAUUUUUGCUCCCUCUAAUGAUCAUGCUGAUCUCCAACACAGCAAUGCUGCUGUUCUUCUCUCGCAACAUCUGCAAGACCAACCCUAAUUUAAACAUGACACGACAAACUCCUCUAAAGAAGAAGAUUUUGAGUAGUUUCUCUCUGGCCGUGAUGCUUGGUCUGUCAUGGGUCAUAGGCUACAUUAUGCUCAUCACUCAUGAAAAAACUCUCAACCUCAUCCUUAGUGUGGUUUUCUGUCUCUGCAACACAACACAGGGCAUUCAGAUAUUCAUUUUAUUCACUCUGAAAUCUUUACAAUACAAGAAACCAGCUAUUCUGGACUCAAUGCAGAUAGCAGAUAUAGGCCUUCACAGGAGAAAGUUCUCUUUAAGGAAAGUUAACAUACCAGAAAUCAAAGAAACCUACACAUCCACAGAUCUGGACUCUUUCAGUCUACCACAGGUCCUCAAUGAGCUGGAGUAGAUCAUUGGAUAUUCAGACUGUGAUCAUCACCUCAGCAUUCAGCAUUAAGUAACAACAUGCAUUGAUACUAUGAGAUGAGUCAGGCUCAUUACAUACUGUAGAUGGUGAGAAGGAUGGAUAUCAACUUGUGUCAUUGGUUUAUUUGUGCUGUAAUGGUAAUUCAGAGUAUUUGCAUGUAAAACAAAUACAAUGUCUUGAAUUAAAUAAUUUUGU
Molecule: messenger RNA, 2375 nt
Organism: Myxocyprinus asiaticus (Chinese sucker)
Lineage: Eukaryota; Metazoa; Chordata; Actinopteri; Cypriniformes; Catostomidae
Gene: adgrg7.1
Product: adhesion G protein-coupled receptor G7, tandem duplicate 1
Exons: 16
Coding region: 234-2162 (642 amino acids)
Biological process (GO): cell surface receptor signaling pathway; adenylate cyclase-activating G protein-coupled receptor signaling pathway
Cellular component (GO): membrane
Molecular function (GO): G protein-coupled receptor activity
Source: RefSeq, a predicted model, not a curated record